AUGGUCAUCCCACAGGAUGUUCUAACACUUCAGAUGGCAGUAAAACAUCAAUAAUUGAAAUGUUUGGAAAACUAAGGUUUGGUUUGUGUGCUGUGUUGGUUUUUCCAGACCGCCUGCAGGAUUAUGUUGGAAAAGAGGAGGAUUUCUCUGACCAGCAGCUCUGUGGACAGGAGAGGAAUUCCAGUUUGGACCAAGAGGAACCAGAAGCUCUGCAGAUAAAAGAAGAGCAGCAAGAACCAGAACAUCUCUGGACUAAAGAGGAAACCAUGGAGCUCCUCAUAAUUCAGCAUGAAGAGCAGCUUGUUCUGAAGCAGGAGACCGAAGACCGAAUGGAGGAACCUUUCCAAGGUUUGACAUUUGGAGAAAUCUUUCCAAAAAAAGAACAUUUCAUGGAUCACACGAGCACUCUCUCAGACUGCCUUCAGGAUUAUGUUGUAAAAGUGGAAGAUUUCUCUGACAAGCAGCUCUGUGAACAGAAAAGGAAUUCCAGUUUGGACCAAGAGGAACCAGAACCUCUGCAGAUAAAAGAAGAGCAGAAAGAACCAGAACAUCCCUGGAUAAAAGAGGAAGCCAUGGAGCUCCCCAUUAGUGAGCAGGAAGAGCAGCUUGUUCUGAAGCAGAAGAUUGAAGAUACAGGAGAGAAAUCUUUCCCAUGUUUAACAUUUGGAGAGAACUUUCUGAAAAAUGAACAUUUAAUUGAUCACUUGAGAACUCAAACAGGUAAGAAGAUUUAUGAAUGUCUUACCUGUGGAAAAAUGUUCACAACGAAAUAUAAUCUUCAUACACACAUGAGAAUUCACAUUGGUGAUAAGCCUUUUAAAUGCCUGUACUGUGGAAAAUGCUUCAUUCGGAAAUCCAAUCUUUAUAGACACAUCCGAAUUCACUCAGGUGAGAAACCUUAUUCCUGUCAAAUUUGUAACAAGAAGUUAAUUGACAAGAGUAAUUUGAUUUCUCACAUGAGAUUUCACACUGAUGAGAAGCCCUUUUCCUGUACCAUUUGUAACAAGAAUUUUCUUCAAGAAAAUAGUUUGACCAGACACAUCAAAAUUCACACUGGUGAGAAGCCCUUUCCCUGUACCAUUUGUAACAAGAAUUUUACUCAAAAGUUUAAUUUGACUUCUCACAUGAGAAUUCAUGCAGUUAAGAAUCCCUUUCAAUGUCUGUCCUGUGGAAAACACUCCACCUCUAAGUCUGAUCUCAAUAAACACAUGAGCAUUCAUACAGGAGAGAAACCCUUUUCCUGUACCAUUUGUAACAAGAAAUUUAAUCAAAAGAGUAAAUUGACUUUUCACACGAGAAUUCAUACAGGUGAGAAGCCAUUUUCCUGCACAAUUUGUAACAAGAAUUUUCCUCAAGAAAAUAGUUUGACCAGACACAUCAAAACUCACUCUGGUGAGAAGCCCUUUCCUUGUACCAUUUGUAACAAGAAUUUUACUCAAAAGUUUAAUUUGACUUCUCACAUGAGAAUUCAUGCAGCUAACAAUCCCUUUCAAUGCCUGUCCUGUGGAAAACACUUCACCUCUAAGUCUAAUCUUGAUAAACACAUGAUAACUCACACGGGUGAGAAGGCCUUUUCCUGUACCAUUUGUGACAAGAAAUUUACACUUAAAAGUAAUAUGACUAAACACAUGAUAACUCACACAGGUAAGAAGCUGUUCUCCUGAAUAAUUUGUGACAAAGGUUUUAAAUGAGAAGGUAAUUUGAGUAUUCAGAUUACAUUUAUUCAUGCAUGAUGAAUAAGUGUCUAACUGCUGUGACUGCCCUAACAGUCACAGCAGUUAGACACCAGAAGAAUGAACACUAGAAGCAUUUUCCAUGUUUGACUAAUGAUAAAAUGUCCAUCUAGAAACUCCUUCACCUCAUUACAUGACAAACUCACAGGUUAAUGGUCUUUUUCAAGCUAAGUUUUACGAAAGCCAGCUCUGUUUACAUAGAAACUAGAACAGAUAAGGUUUUAUAUUGUAAACCUGGUAAAUAUUCAGGUCCUGGACGAAUAUGUGGAUGUGAACAUUUGAGUUAAUUAUUUUGGGGCUGAUAAAAAUUGGAUUUAAAUGGCAAAAAAAGGAACGUUGCCCUAACAAAAAAGGUUGUUUACAUUCACAAUUUAUUACUUUUUCUGUAAUGAACGGAAUGAACAAAAUCGUUUUCAAUAGCCACCUUGAAAGGGGGUGCUGGGAUUAUGGGGUUAAACUACGGGACAUUAAAGAACUCAGUUUAGAGGCUGGAGUCUGUAGUUCAGGUAAAUUGAAGUCCUUAAAUGAUGAAACAUGUUUGUUUAAAAAGAUAAACAGGAUUGAUGAUGUUGAUGUUAUUUUUACUGAUCAGUUUGAACCUGCUUUAACUUGGUAAAAAGCCUUUGUCUUAAUAAUGUAUUAAGGAAAUCUGACUCUCCUCUA
Molecule: messenger RNA, 2396 nt
Organism: Cyprinodon tularosa
Lineage: Eukaryota; Metazoa; Chordata; Actinopteri; Cyprinodontiformes; Cyprinodontidae
Product: gastrula zinc finger protein XlCGF57.1-like
Exons: 2
Coding region: 60-1664 (534 amino acids)
Biological process (GO): regulation of transcription by RNA polymerase II
Cellular component (GO): nucleus
Molecular function (GO): DNA-binding transcription factor activity, RNA polymerase II-specific; RNA polymerase II cis-regulatory region sequence-specific DNA binding
Source: RefSeq, a predicted model, not a curated record